GUCACUGCCCCUUCUAGCCCACGAGAAGCUUCAAAGUACCCCAGUCAGCAUAGAAGAGCUCAAAAUUGUUGAAGAAAUCGUCAAACCCAGCUCCAGCUCCAGCUCCGUACACUAGGGAGAAUACGCGGUCAGCCUGUCGACUUGCCACUACGAAGAGGCCUUGCGACAACAAACUCAACAAAACUGAGAUUGACCAUGGGCGGCCGCUGGCUCGGAUUCUGGAUUUGAGAAGGAGCAAAAAAACCCCAUACAAAAGCCCAUUCGCUUCUUUCUUAUUUUUCGCCUUUACGCAGCACAGGAUUUUACAAAAGACGGAGCGGUGCUUCGGGACGAACGAAUUUUCUUUCAGAGGCAACCCAGGGCAACAGCAACAUUUUUUUUUCUCCCGCGCGCAACACUUUUGACAAGGGACACCCACCAAACUACGGCAGGAGGCUACGAUGCGUCUUUACCUCUUGCCCAUCUCCACGAGACGGACGUUGCUUUACUGCCAAAAGCUAGACGCGCCCGCAACACAGAAGCAGACGUGGGGGGAUUGGCUCCAGGGCAAAGCGGCGCGCACAUGGUCCGACUGGGAGCAGAAAGAGAAGGGCUGGCAAAAGAAGGUCGUCAGCUACGGCAACUACGCGCUCCGCCGGAUCCCCUACGAGGAAUGGGGUCUCAAGUCGGUGCCCCCGCUCUCCCAGCGCAGGAAGCAGGUCGAGCUGCGGGGCGAUGAGAAGGUCGAGGUGGUGUAUCCGAAGAGCCUGUUGCCCCUGGGGAAAGUCUCCAAGAUCCUGGAGGCCUUGGCCACCGAGAGGGAAAGCUUGCACAAGCAGAGGUUGGCGUGGUGUUUUGUUGGCAUGCCCGUCACGAUACCCAUUGGGCUGCUCCCCGUAAUCCCCAACCUUCCCUUUUUCUAUCUCGUCUACCGUGCCUGGUCUCACUGGCGUGCCUACGCAGGAGGGAAGCACAUCCAGUUCCUACUCAAAAACAAUCUCCUAACCUACACCCCGUCCCCCGUGGUGGACGCUGUAUAUGCCGGUCAAGAGCAGCCGCUGCCGUCCACGCCAGAACCAACCACCAGCCCGAACGCGGAACUGCUCGGUAACGAGAAGGUCCCAGGGCCUGAGAAUCCUCAUCCAGACGGGGAGACCAUGCUGCUAAAUCAGGCCAACGGGCGGAAGAUGACCCAAGCGUUGGACCUACCGCAGUUGGAAAUCGAAUUGGAGAGGGCCAUCUGGCAGGUGGAAACGGCGGUUCAGCUCAGCAAGGAGGACAUUGCCGAGGAAAAUUCAAGAGGCGGCGAUGAGAAAAAGACGCAAUGACAUGGUUUGACGAGACAUUCUGGAAGAGCGACGAGUGUCAAUGUUGAUAAUGGCUGUAUGAUAUUGUAUUUACUACCUUUGUUCACGCAGCGAAUAGCACUGGUGCAUGGGAGAUAGAGCAAGGCAUGCAUGGUUCAGAAGCCGGCGUUCGACGAAUACACGAUACCCACUCAACUCGACUCUAUGCCAGUACAUGAGUGUUGGAACAAAGCCUUGGGACUGUAGAAGUGCUAUGUCUAGAAGCCUAAGCAGCCGAGUGAGAUAUUUCAGCCAUAAUUAUACACCAUUGAGGAGCAGAUUUGUAAAGGAGCGCCAAGCAAGUAUGCCG
Podospora bellae-mahoneyi is the source of this 1635-nucleotide messenger RNA. RefSeq lists its product as uncharacterized. The coding region runs from base 441 to 1307 and encodes 288 amino acids. Gene Ontology annotation, biological process: potassium ion transport; proton transmembrane transport. The transcript is spliced from 2 exons. Gene Ontology annotation, cellular component: mitochondrial inner membrane. The record is from RefSeq and is a predicted model, not a curated record. Lineage: Eukaryota; Fungi; Ascomycota; Sordariomycetes; Sordariales; Podosporaceae.